Molecule: messenger RNA, 7930 nt
Organism: Heterotrigona itama
Lineage: Eukaryota; Metazoa; Arthropoda; Insecta; Hymenoptera; Apidae
Source: the annotation of a GenBank genome assembly
UACCAACGGAGGAAGAAUAUAAGAAUAUAGAGACAAAGAACGCGAGAAGAGAACAGACGCAACGUCGAACAUCGCGUCGCACGUCCCAGAGUAAAAGUGUCUCGAUUUUAUCGUUGAACUGUAACGGUAUCGAACGAUUGUUGUGGAAUAAAAAUAUUAACAACGACGAAUCGCAUACUCCCUCUCGUGGUACGGCGAAUCGCUAGUUUACCGACCGUCGUACCUACGACGCAAACAGACGCACGUGGUUGAUUUUUCUGGUGUAGGUUAUCUGGCAAAAGAGAAUUGUUUGCUGCGAUGAAUGUGAAAAAUAUGAUUUUUAAAGAUUAAAAUGCGGAAUGACACGUAUGUAUACGUUUAAUUUGUUUUGUUGAAAUGAUAUAUAAAAUUAUACAAGAUGACAAACGUAAUGAAUACCAAUUUGCAAAGUGAAAGAUCAUACAGAAGUGAUAUCGAGGAAAGAAAGAAGGAAAAAGAGAACAAUUGCUUGAUAGAUUUUGAACGUGUUAGUGAUAAUAUCGAUGAUGCAAAUAUGCUCAAAAGAAAGCUGAGUUUGGAAGCUGCUGACGGUGCUAAACUGCGUAAAAAACAAAAAAAAGAAAAUAUAAAUUCACUUGUAAAUGAUACAACCGAUGAAGAAUAUGCAAGAACUACGAAGGAACGUGAAGAGAAAACGCUUCAAGAUUCUCGAGAAACCAACGACAAAGAUGAAAAGAAGAAGGAAGAUGAAAUAGAUACGAACAAACGGAUAGAAUAUUUGGAUGGAAGAAUUUUUAAAGAAAGCUUCGAUUCUGUAAAUGGCUCGGAUAUGUUAAAAAAAUUUGUAAAAAUCUGCAAUGAAAACGAGAAAAGAGAUUUUGCAGCGGAAUACCUAGAUGCGGGUGGUAAUAUUUUGGAAGUAAUGAAAUUUUUAACUGCGGAAAAAAAAGGAAUUCGCGAUGCUGUUACUGUAUUUUCUGCGUUAAAAAUAUUAUUGAUAAAAAUAUUAUCGCAGUAUCCGCGGUAUCGAUCCAGCGCAGAAGCAGCGUGUCGUCGUUUGAUCAAUUCGCAUUUAUCAAUGAUUCAUUCGAUGUUGUCUGCACGAAGUAACGCGAAACAACAAAAAGUAGUCUUGCAACUACUCGCUGCGAUAGUUUCGUUUGGUGGAAAUCUUCCACGCGAGAUACUCGCUCAUUUGUCUUUGCCAAUGGAAGUUGUUAGAUCUCUUGUGCAACGUACAAAACCUACGGAUGACCGAGAUACAAGGAAUUGUUUCAUUCAUUUUAUCCUGGCUUUCUUGAUAGAUGGAACUACGCCAAUUAUCAGAACUUUUUUAGAUAAACGUGAUUUGUUUUAUAGUAUAUUUCCUGAUUUGAUAUAUGAUUCUAAAGAUAUCGUUGUGUUAGUUUUAACUACUUUUAAAAUUCAUAUUCUUCGAAAUCCGAAUAUCAGUAAAACUAUCAAGUUACAACUAUUUCCAAUAUCAGUUGUUCAAAAUAUUGUGAAUCUCUACGAUUGGAAAGGUCCAAGUAACUGUCCAAAACUCAAAAGUCGGAGUUUUACUUCAGACUCGCAAAAUGUUGAAGAGAAACAGAUAGUUGUUGAAGUUGUACAUGAUGUUUUAAUUUUAUUGUUAACAUCGCGUCGAUAUGGUAUUGUUUUUCAAGAUCAUAUGCUUGGUACUUCGCGUAUAAAACGUAAUCACGUGAUAGAUACGAUACUUCAAACUAUGGACAGACCUUGGGAACAUGAAAAACCGUUAAAUUUGGUAAUUAAAAUAAUGACAGCGUGUCCUGAUUUGAUCAAAGCACAAUUUAUUCGUUUGGAACCGUACGUCGAACCUAGGGUUUCAUCGAAAUGGAUCGAAGCGAUGAAAUUUGUAAAACAGAUAGUACAAGCAACGGAUGUAGAUACUUGUAUGAAGACGUGUUCGUUGGAAUUAAACGUAUCGCAAUUAGCAAAUGCAGUAUUAUCUAUAACUUUGCCAGAGAUAAUUUUGGAGCAAGCAAUUAUACCAUCUUUGUCUUGUUCUAAUGUAAUAAUACAGCAUGAAGCAAUACUUACGCUUACGUGCAUGCUUCGUCAGCUGCAAAAGUAUUUGUCAAUGUUAAAAACAGUUUACGAGGAAGAUACUGAUUUCUGCACUUUUAAGAAUUGUGUGAUGGAAUACACGAUGAAGAAUGUACCCAAUGUAAAUACGGUCUUGAAUAUAUGGAGCGAUGCUUUCGAUCCACAGACAAGUCCGGUUGAAGACAACGAUAAUGAUAUGGAGUAUAUUUUAGAACCGAAAAAGUAUGAAUACUUGACGGUUAUUUUAAAUUUAUUGCACAUGUACAACGAAAUAUGUCCAAAAUUAUUAGAUACAUCGACCGAUAUACCAUCUGAUACAUUUUUAAAUACAUUGAAUAAAUUGGAAGGAGAUAUCAGCGUUGAUGAAUUUAAUGCCGUAAAAGCAAAAGCUAUUCAAUUUUUAGUUAUAUUGGAACCUUGUAAAUUUUUACCGCAUAAGAAAAUAUUUAACGACGUAUUGUCAUUUUUAAUAUCUGCUUUGAACGAAGAAACAUCUUCAACUACGUUAUGCGUAAAAGGGACAAUCAGAGUUUUGUUAAAUGCCACUGGAAUGUUUGAAGGCUGUAGCGACCAUUUAGAUAUUUGGAUUAACGGUUUCACAAGUUUAGACGAUAGAAAGAAAUUGAGAAGAUGGUUUAUUUGUACCGUGAAGAAAACUGCUAAAGACAUCGAAAAAUAUGCGAAUGAAAUAAUUAGAGCUGAAAAAGUUAUUAAUGAAGAAGUGGUUCGUGUUGGCAAAUUGCAGGACAUAUUUAAUGAGCUUGCAGAAAAGCCUGCUGUUUGCAAAAAUUUGAAAAAUAAUAUUUUGCCCAUGCAACGUUUCACAUCGAUAUCGCCUCUUUUAUGUUGCAUGUUACGCGAAAUGAAGGAAGAUUCACAUCCUUCGAUAUUGUCUUAUUUGUCUUACGUUUUGAUACACACGUUGCAUUGUCAAGUAAUGCCUCGAUGUUUGAUACAGUUGACUAAAGAUAUACCAAAAUCACCGGUAAAAGAAUAUUUAUCAAGUUGGUUGGAGGACGAUCGAUCUGUUUGUAUCGAAAACAUAGUUCCUUCGAUGACUUUGGUAUGUAAAUUAAAUUCGGCGCUUUUGAAUGAUGUCAAAUUGCGCGUGGAUCAAAUAUUUGACGGUAACGAUAUAGUUACUUUUCAGUAUAAUAAGGAGACUAUAACGAUUCGUCAUUCCUUAUCGAGCUAUGAAAUUAUAUAUUUGUUUAAAAUGACUAUAUUCUAUUUAGUGCAACACGCUAAAAAAAGUGUUUUGACAAAGAUACAAUUUGAUAAUUAUAAAUAUUUUUUAACAUUAUUAUUGCACAUUGCAAAGGGUAGUUUAAACAGCUUUGCUCUUUUGGAAGAAUGUGCAAAAUCGAUUUUUACUCAUCCUACUAUUUUAUAUUAUUUUUCUCCAGUUUAUCAAAGAAAAAAAAUUGUAAGAAGUAUGAUUACUCUUAUAGUUACUGAUAUUUGUAGCGUAUUGAUUGAUUUGCAUAAAAGAUAUAAUACUGGAAAUCUAUUUGUUCAUUUCAAAAAUAAGUUACUCGCAGAACUGUGUAAAAUGAUAGACAAAAGACAAAAAGAUGGAAAAAUAAAUAGUUUCGAUACGAUUGUUACCUUGUUGGAGGUGUUACGGCCAACGUCGAAAGAUAUUGUACAUUUAUUGAAGAAAAUAGUAAAAUUGGAGGAUGUUGCGUUUAUCUCGAGCGAUAAAAAAUGUUUAUCGAUAUAUGGACGUACAGUUCCUAAACUUUUAGAAAUCAUUAAUGCCAAUGAAAUGAAAUCUGAGCGAAAUGUAUUUCUCGAGUUGGACGCGGAAUUUGUUAGAAAUUUGUGUUCGCGUUUACUUUUUUUAAAAUUGAAUUUAAUUGCCAAUUUUGAAAUAUGGGAAACAGCUUUGUGCAAGUAUCUUUCAAAUUUUUCAUUCAAUAUUGGUGGUAUCGAUGCAGAUAUUUUCUCAUCAUUGUUAUCAACGAAAAUUACGGACGCAACUGUAAAUUUAAUUUCAUUUCUAAUUAGGAGAAAUGUAAAGUUUAUACCUAUUUUUAUAGAAUAUAUAAAAAAUUCGAAAAAUAUGGAAAAAGGUAACAUCGUGUUACCGAUAGUUGCGAGUAAUUUAAAUUUUAAAUGGAAUCAAGAUUUCUUACGAAGUUUGAAAAAACAUUACAAAGUUGAAAUUGUAUCGUAUUUGUGUGAUCCUAAAAAUGCAAAAUCUUGGAUAGAAAGAAAUGAUAUUGCAAUUUGUUAUUUAAUUAAAACUACAUUCAAGCCUAAGAUGUGCAAUGAUAUUUGUAAUAUGAUUUUACAAACUGGUGAUAAAUUGGAUUCAGUAUCUAUAUACUACGUAAAAAUUCUUCAAAGUAUGUACGACAAAUCUGCUGUCGGCUUAGAAACGGAGAGCGAAAAACUUAUCAUGAAUUUAAUACAAAUUUUUCUUCGUAUAAUUACUGUGACUUUGAAAGAGGAGUCUAAGAAUGUUCAAAAACUUUGUAUCCUCUGUGAGGUAUUAAACGAUGCUGUUAAACGUUUAAGAGAGAAAAGAAACAUUUUUGAAUUUGAAGCAUUAAGCACCGAUCGUUCGUGGUUGCAAUUUACACGAUUUUGUUUAAAAUUUGGGCUCAAAGGAUCGAAAAAAGAUAAGGAAAGGAUAGUACCAAUAAUAAAAACUUUAAGCAUUUUAUGCGAUAUUGCAUAUAGAAAUAACAGUGACAAUGAACAUGUCAAAACUUUGUUUGAGAUGGCAACUUCUCAUUCCGAAUUUAUUAAUGUUAUGUUGGAAUCGUCGAGUACUAAAAGGGAUUUAAUAGAAUUGUUAUGGAUUCUCGUACAAAAAAAUAAAGAAAUCAUGUCAUUGGCACAUGUACCUGUUUAUUUAGCUGCGUAUAAUGCUACUUUGAGCGAAGCUGAUCAAUUUAUUUUAUUUAUUUUGCAGUACUACGAAAGUAAUAAAAUCAAUGUUUGCAAAUAUCAGCCAUAUGUCUGGGGAAAUAUGGCCACAACGUAUUACAGCGUGAAAAGUGAAAUACAUAUGAGUUUAUGGAGGCAACCGUCUGUUAUGCAAGUUUUAAAUUUGUUUGAAGAAGACAUGGUAAACAAUACUAUAAAGGAAUAUCCUGUGGAUAGAGAUUUGAAGGACACUGAAUUAUAUAGAGCGAAUGAUGUAUACGACCCAGCAUUUUAUUUACCGUUGUUAUAUUUUUUAUUAUCGGAAAAUAAUGUUGUACCGUGUUAUAAAGUUGCUCAAAGUGGUGCACUAGCAUUGACAUUUGCUGCAUGUAGCAGCAAGCAUUCUAAUGUUCGAAUGAUAGCUUAUACGAUUAUUGCAAGAUAUUAUACUCACUUGGAAGCUUCUAGUUCUAAAACGAGACUAUUAUGGAUGCGAUUGAUAGAUGCAUUGCGUUACGGUAUUAUAUCGCAACAAUCAGAACUUGAUAAUACACGUAUAAAUUGUUUAGUUUCUACGUUCUUGGCAAGGACGUCUUUGAUUACCACGCAACCAUUGCAUCCUCUUUAUUCGGUUUUACAGAUAUUUCUGGUAGCUAAACCAGCAUUAGAUAUAAACACGAUACCCGAAUUGUUGCAACUUUUACAUAGUUCUGAUGUGGAGCAUAAAAUACACAGAUGUUGGAUUUUAGAAAAUAUUCGCGAUAGUAUGAAAUCAGAGGCUGAGUUGGACGUAGCUCUCAAAUGUGUUUUGUUUAAAAUGCUUUUUGAUUUUUAUAUUUCUAGUCUUUCAGAUUCAAGUACGAAGAAACUUAUUUUGGAAGUCGUUGAUGUCGCGUUAAAUAUUAGGAAAGCCUCUAUACUUUUUAUAGAGUGCUAUGGAAUAUUGCCCUGGUUAUUAGAAGUUUCAAGUAACUUGCACAAAGAAGAGAUAGAAAAUUUGGAAUUAGUAGUAAAAAUGAUGGACAAACUUCUAAAUACUAUAUUGAAUAUGAAAGACGAUAUCGCCCAUUACAAAUUAAUGCUUUUAAACAUUGCAUUGUGUUUGAAAUCACGUUUGGUUACAGAUAUCAGAAUUGGAAUUUUCAUAUUGUAUAUCAAUGUUUUGCAAAAAUUACUACUCUCGAGACAUAUGAAAAUAAUUGUCACCAAAGAACAUAUACUAGAAAUUGUUGAGUUCUCGAAAAAGAUAUUAGAUGAUAUAGAGGAAUGCGAUGACAUGCUACGUUUCGGUUGUGAAUACGUAACUAAAAUAGAUUGUUCAAAAGAUGACGAUGAAAUUCAAAUAGCAAGAAAUAGUUUGAGAACAUUAGUAUGGACUAGCCAGAAGAGAUUCAAUUACUUCUUGGAUAAAAUGUGUGUACAAAAACGUCUGCAUCCGGAUCUCUGAACUUUCCUUGAUGGUGCCUCAGUACUAUUGUAACACGAAGAAUGUCCAAUUUUCCAGAGGCUGCGCGACCAUUCUUGUAUUCUUUCAUUUGCGGCAGAACAAAGUGCUUUCUUUGCAAAUCUCUGCGUGAUAACGUUACCGUUUUCGAUGUCGCGCCAUCGUUCAAUUCGUCCAUGGCACGCCUUGCUUCUGCAUGUGUCAAAGUAACAUGGGCAACGUUGUCUUGAUCGGUUCUGCUUAAGAAACCAGAUUUCUUUGAUAAUGUUGUCAGAGAAUAGUUUUCAACGCUAUCUGUUGGCCCUGUAGCAUUUAUAUUGGACGCGUGACCCCUCGGAUGACCGUAAUCCUUGCACUUGUGACAAAUAAUAUUCUGCGAAUUGUCAAGAAUGAUACGGGCUGACUUUGGCGAUGCGCCGACGUAUCGAGCACCGCCUAUCAUCAGUGAUCUCCCGUCAUUGUUGUUCGUGGCAAAUUUAUUUAUUUGGCUAAUCAAAUGUCCCGUGUUCUUCGUUAGAAAGUCAAUGGUAUUUGUUUUUAGAUCGUUCGUGUUCUUCCCAGUUUGAGCAGCGAUCACUGAAAACAGACAUGCGUUUAAAUCCAAUUCAACAUUAACAGGAUCUUUAUCGUCCAAUAACGUCCAGUGUCCUAUAGGAUCGGGUAACUGAGCAUGAUACUCUAUAUCGAUAAAAUUCUCGGUUAAAUUUCGAUUCGUUUGAUCAUUUAUCGUUUGAUGCAAGCAUUUCGAUCUCCAUAUACGAAUAGGCUUCCCUGUUAUAGUACUUAUGGCGUUUAUGUGCAUUAAAUUCCCCGGUCCGUAAUUUUUCAAAUCGUUGACCAGAUAUUUAGCUAGUUUUACUUUCCACGAUUGCUUGCUUUUUAUGUUCUCGUACCUACCGGCGUUCGAUCGUCCGCGAUUUAAACGUAUUUCCCUGUCGCGCUGUUUUUGAUCUUCGGAGUCAUCGUUAUUCGUCGGAUUUACAAUUCCGGGCAUUACCUCUUGCCCCUUGUCGUAAUUUUAAAAUUUUCACCGCAUCUCGAUUGCUUUCUUAUUCGAACGUUCGUCUCUCGUUCUUUCGUCCAACUUCAUUAUCUUUUUCCUUCCUCCCUCGUAAAAUGGAACGAGAUGCUUGCAUGAAUUCUCUAACGAAAUAAUUAAACCGGUAACAUUAAUUGAGGAGGAUUGAACAAUCCGAGGAGGAAGAAAAACGUUAAAAUUAAACGGACGUUUAUCGAUGAGAAAUUAUUUGUCCAGAUAGAAUCAAACGGCAUGUAACAGGUUGUUGGAAAAGUAAAGAAUUAGAAAUUAAAAAGAGUUUUAUAGAGUUUAGAAAAGUAAAGAAUUAGGUUGUUGGAAAGCAAAGAAGAAUUAUAGUAUACGCGAGGAAGUACCUGAUGUAAAAGCAGCACAUUCUGAAGAUUUGUAUCUGCCAUCAUUUUGUUAACAAUAUAUUCGGAAUUUCGAAUUUUGCGCCAGGUAUUUGUGGAUGCAGUUACAUUUCAAAUUUUCGGUUUAAUCUUCGUCCUUGUUUCUGCUAUGCUCGUUUUUUUUUUUUUUUU